AUGUCAAGCACGCGAAACGCAGCGCGCAGUCCACGCGGUGCCUGCUGCGCGCUUUUACGCACGGCCGCAGCUCCGAGCUCACCUGGGACUUGGCUGAUCUGGUCAGCCGUGUUGCUUGUCGGGGUCCAGCCAGCGGCAGCCCACCCACAGUGCCUAGAUUUCGAGCCACCUUUCAAGCCUCAGUGGCACCUGGAGUUUUGCACGCAGUACCAGGAGUUUGGCUGCUGCGACCAGAAAACCGACAACAUGAUCGCGGAGAGAUACUGGGACAUCAUCGAGCUUCUGGAGAAGGCGGGUCAUGAGCUGUGUGAGCCCAUGCUGAAGGAGAUAAUGUGCCAGGAGUGCUCUCCUUAUGCUGCCCACCUGUAUGAUGCUGAGGAUCCUUACACGCCUGUCAGAGACCUACCAGGACUUUGCUUUGGCUACUGCUCUAAGUUUCACAGCAAGUGUCGCCACGUGCUCAGAUAUCUAACUGUGAACCAGGUGCUGCUGGACACCUCCGAGCGGGACAUGUCCACAUUCUGCAGCAUGGUGGACCUUUCCGACCAGGACUACUGCUACCCCAAUGUUCUGAAGAGCACUGACCUCAACAGCAACCUGGGACGAGUUGUGGAGGACCCCAGGGGGUGUCUGCAGCUGUGUUUGACCGAAGUGGCCAACAGUCUGAGGAACCCGGUCCUGAUGCUGCACAGUGGUGACGACACACACCGCAUGUUCAUCGCCGAGCAGGUGGGCUUCGUCUGGGUUUACCUGCGUGACGGCAGCCGUCUGGAGCGGCCCUUUCUGGAUAUGAGUGGGGAGGUGCUGACUACGCCUUGGCUGGGGGACGAGAGGGGGUUCUUGGGCAUGGCCUUCCACCCCAAGUAUCGAUACAACGGGCGCUUCUUCAUCUAUUACUCCGUUCAGGUCGACGGCAAAGUGGAGAAAAUCCGAAUCAGCGAGAUGAAAGUGUCCAGCUAUGACAUGAACACGGCCGAUCCUUUCUCAGAGAGAGUUGUUUUAGAGAUUGAGGAACCUGCUGCGAACCACAAUGGAGGCCAGCUGCUGUUUGGUCAAGAUGGUUAUUUGUACAUCUUCACAGGAGAUGGUGGAAAAGCUGGAGAUCCGUUUGGGAAGUACGGCAACGCACAGAACAAGAGUGCUCUGUUGGGGAAAGUCCUCCGCAUUGAUGUGGAUGGAAAUGACCCCAGGGGGAAAGAGUACAGGAUCCCUCCUGACAAUCCCUUUCUCGGAGACCCAAAGGCAAGGCCAGAGGUCUUUGCCUACGGGGUCCGAAACAUGUGGCGGUGCUCCGUGGAUCGCGGCGACCCGGUGAGCCGCUACGGCCGGGGUCGGAUAUUCUGCGGAGACGUUGGUCAGAACCGAUACGAAGAAAUUGACAUUAUCGUGAACGGAGGGAACUACGGGUGGAGAGCGAAGGAGGGCUUCGAGUGUUACGACAUCAAACUGUGCCACAACUCCUCACUGGAUGACAUCCUCCCCAUAUUUGCAUAUAGCCAUCAUGUUGGGAAGUCUGUCACAGGGGGAUAUGUGUACAGAGGAUGUGAAUCACCCAAUCUGAACGGCCUGUACAUUUUUGGAGACUAUAUGAACGGUCGACUGAUGGCGUUAGAGGAAGAUAAAACAACAGGAAGCUGGAAGGAGAGGAGCGUUUGUAUGGGGGAUCAGACGACCUGCUCCUUUCCUGGACUCAUCAAUCAUCACCACAAGUUCAUCAUCUCUUUCGCUGAAGAUGAAGCAGGGGAGCUGUAUUUUAUGGCCACUUCGUACCCCAGUGCCAUGUCACCUACUGGGACAGUAUUUAAGUUCAUGGACCCUUCCAGGAGAGCUCCUCCAGGUAAAUGCAAGCAGAAGCCUCUCCCAGUCAAAGUGAGGGGGAAAAAGUUUCCAUUUGUCCCCAGGGAACGGACUGUGCUGCAGACAAAUGAAAAACCAACAAGACCACCACCAAGAAAAUACAACCUGACCACCAAACCACCAGUGACAAGCAGCCAGCGCCGACCAACAACAGCUACAGCCAGCGUGUCCACGGUGGCCACUGCUGCAAAGCCGAAAGCCAAACCGCCCCCUGCCAAAGCAACGAAGACGAAUAAAGCAAAAUCAUGGAAGAAAUCGAAAAAACUGAACAAGAAAGAAAAGAAGGUUCAAACAAAGAAUACUUUAAGUAAGAAGGCACAACCUAAGAAGACGGCUGGGAUGAAGCUUGUUGGAGUCAAAGUAAAACCAACGACAAAUCAAACUUUCACAGAGAAUUUAAACAGUAAAACACAAACAAACAGCCUGAGAGAUGAGAUCAGCUUGAAAAGGAAAAAUCUCCAAACAGUGCGCAGAAGGAAACAGAGCAAAAAGUGAAAGCAUCUGAAACAGAACAUCUGACCUUCUCAAAUAAGACCAAGUCAAGAGUGAAAACCAAAAAUAACAAGAUAAACAUAGUGGGGUAAAGAACAAUCAAUCACAAGCUGCUAGAGCACUUUAAAAAGUUAUCUUCUAUUAUUAAAUCACUACUUAAUGUAAGGAUGUAAAUAUGUUGAAGUGGGAUUCUGUGKAAAGGUUUUUAAUAAUUAAUAUCUUACCUGUGGUAGAUAGCAUUUUAAAAGACCUCAGUUUGGUGAAAUAAUUUGUUUGACAAGACUGAUGAGCCAAUGGCUAAAGUGGAUUUCUGGAUCCAAAAACAUACAAUUUCCAAAAUUUCACAUAACCAUUAAAAUUUUAAAUUUAUUUUUACAGUACCAUCAAUUUCUUACUAAACAAUUCUUAGCAGCAGCAGCAAGCUGUAGCACUUCCAUUUCAUCCUGAGUCGAUUCUGGCUUACAUUUUCUAUUAUUUUUUCUGAAACAAGGCCUUAUAAAAAUAGUAAUUAUUAUUUUCACUCUCAUCUUUGUGUGUGUUUAGUUUUUUGUGUGAUAUUAGCAAAAUAUCUGGUGGUAAAGUAGCUGAGAGACCUUCAGAAUACACACUCUGACCUCAAAUACUUUUAACAAAUCCUCACAAUAUUGCCUGAGAUUGCGUAUAACUUUAUUUACAACUUUCCUCAACAUAUGUUCUUAGUUUAAAUCUUGUUCCGUCCGGGAAUGUUAGGUUUUUUAAUUUAUAUAAAGGCGUAUUUUAUGAAAUAUAUGGAAUUGGGGGUUGGUUUAGACAGCAGCCCACUAUUAUUUUUGUUGUUUGGUCUGUUAGCUCAUCAAUGCUGUCCAACAAAAACUCUUUCUCUAAAAUGAGACUGUUUGAAAAGCCAUCUACAGCAGGUAAGAUAUUAAUUGUUCAUAUUUAAAAUAUAUGUAAUCUUGAAUGAAUACAUUCAUAUUUUAAACAUGUUUUGUCAUUUAUCUGCCAGGAGCAGGCUGACCAUCCACCUAGUUUAUUUAACUAAAUGCUUUCCUCUUUUCAUCAACUUCAAGCUGUAACAAGUGCAACUCCUAAAUUGUAGUGUUUUAGUUACAAAGCAUCCAUUGCCUGAAAAUAUGCAUGUAAUUCCACAGCUUCCUUUAUGCUUUAUUUUUACCCAUCGUAAAGUUUCUGCCCUCUCCGUAUUUGGACCAAAUCAUGCAGGUUUUAGUCUAAACGAGCAACAAACACCCACAAAAAUAUCCUUUUAACUGUAGCGAAGCUCUGCAUUUUUUUUUAUUUUAAAUCGGUCUAAUUUUACAGCACGAACAAGGGUUAAAAAUAAACAUUAAAUGUGUCUAUGCAUGUCAGGAGCUCCCUGUAAUUAAACCCUGCAGCACUGAUCGUAACUGGAACCCCUGUGAUUGUGGCCURCAUAAUGACUACUGUAAAUGAAAAGCCAUGCUGACUUCCACGUGCGCUGGUGCCGCAGAGGUCGAAUAAAUCUCAAACAUCCAUCUUUUUGUUUUUUUUUUCUUUUUGUUUCCACUUGCUAAUCUUGUUGUUGUGUUGUGGAGUUUAUAUUCCUUGAAUGAUAUUUUUAACUGGUAUGUACUGAUAGUAGCAACAGAGAGGCCUAUUUUGCUUUUGUUACAUAAAACACAUCAUUAUAAAACCCUCUGAUCUGGGUCUGAUCACCUGGUUUCAGUGGCUCCAGAAUACUGUAUAUGAAUGAAAUCAGCUCACCUGGAUUGUUCUGAAUAAAGUCCAAAAGGUUGAUAA
Molecule: messenger RNA, 4107 nt
Organism: Austrofundulus limnaeus
Lineage: Eukaryota; Metazoa; Chordata; Actinopteri; Cyprinodontiformes; Rivulidae
Gene: hhipl2
Product: HHIP-like 2
Exons: 9
Coding region: 1-2352 (783 amino acids)
Source: RefSeq, a predicted model, not a curated record